UGGCUGAUAUCCCAGCAAAUCCCUCAGUUUGAAGAUGUCAAGUUUGAGGCAGCCAGCCUCCUGUCUGAGCUGUACUGUCAGGAGAAUUCCGUGGACACAGCAAAACCUCUGUUGCGCAAAGCCAUUCAGAUUUCACAGCAGACUCCGUACUGGCACUGCAGAUUGCUUUUUCAGCUUGCACAACUACACACACUUGAAAAAGACUUAGUUUCAGCAUGUGACCUGCUCGGAGUUGGCGCGGAAUACGCUCGGGUGGUCGGAUCAGAGUAUACCAGAGCACUGUUUCUACUAAGCAAGGGGAUGCUCCUUCUAAUGGAACGAAAGCUGCAGGAGGUGCACCCUCUCCUUACUCUUUGCGGGCAGAUAGUUGAGAACUGGCAAGGAAACCCCAUCCAGAAAGAGUCGUUACGUGUGUUCUUCUUGGUCCUGCAGGUCACACAUUACCUGGACGCGGGGCAGGUGAAAAGCGUGAAGCCGUGCCUGAAGCAGCUCCAGCAGUGCAUCCAGACCAUCUCCACGCUGCACGACGACGAGAUCCUGCCCAGCAACCCUGCUGAUCUCUUUCACUGGCUGCCCAAGGAGCACAUGUGUGUGCUCGUCUACUUGGUGACAGUGAUGCAUUCCAUGCAAGCAGGGUACCUGGAGAAGGCUCAGAAGUACACAGACAAAGCACUCAUGCAGCUAGAGAAGCUAAAAAUGUUGGACUGCAGUCCUAUCUUGUCAUCUUUCCAAGUUAUUUUGUUGGAACACAUUAUCAUGUGUCGGCUCGUCACGGGACACAAAGCCACAGCAUUGCAGGAGAUUUCACAAGUCUGUCAGCUCUGCCAGCAGUCUCCCAGACUGUUUUCUAAUCACGCUGCCCAGCUGCACACUCUGUUAGGGCUCUACUGCAUUUCUGUUAAUUGCAUGGACAAUGCAGAAGCACAAUUUACUACAGCACUGAGGCUCACUACACAUCAAGAACUCUGGGCGUUUAUUGUGACAAACUUGGCCAGCGUGUACAUCAGGGAAGGCAACCGGCAUCAGGAGCUUUACAGCUUACUGGAAAGGAUAAAUCCAGACCACAAUUUUCCUGUGAGCUCUCACUGUCUCCGAGCAGCGGCGUUCUACAUCCGAGGUCUCUUCUCCUUCUUUCAAGGAAGAUACAACGAGGCAAAGCGUUUUUUGCGAGAAACACUGAAAAUGUCGAACGCGGAAGACUUGAACCGAUUAACGGCGUGUUCUCUCGUGCUCCUGGGUCACAUAUUCUACGUGUUAGGGAAUCACAGGGAAAGUAAUAACAUGGUAGUACCAGCCAUGCAGCUUGCAAGCAAGAUACCAGACAUGUCUGUGCAGCUGUGGUCUUCAGCUCUCUUGAGAGACCUGAACAAGGCCUGCGGAAACGCCAUGGACGCGCACGAGGCAGCACAGAUGCAUCAAAACUUCUCCCAGCAGCUCCUCCAGGACCACAUCGAAGCGUGCAGUCUUCCAGAACACAACCUCAUCACGUGGACAGACGGACCACCUCCUGUCCAGUUCCAGGCACAGAACGGACCCACCACCAGCCUGGCCAGUCUCCUGUGAAACAGAAAUAACUACCAGGACAGUGUGUUUAAAAAAGAAAAGAAAGAAAGAAAGAAAAAAAAAAAAAGCCAAAAAAAAA
Tauraco erythrolophus (red-crested turaco) is the source of this 1642-nucleotide messenger RNA. The record is from RefSeq and is a predicted model, not a curated record. Lineage: Eukaryota; Metazoa; Chordata; Aves; Musophagiformes; Musophagidae.